CACAGGAAAUCCCGGGACGGACUCCUGGUACUCUGGCCGGAGACCUCCCAAAGCCGUUCCUCCUGGUAAAUGCAACUGCGUCUCCUUCAGUGCUUCUCUAGGCGCGGAAAUCGUUCUCUGUGGUUGCUUGUCUUUGUGGUGAUGACAUUUCCCUUCCCUCUCUAUGGCUGAGCUGGACUGUGUUCUAAGCAGCGGUGCGGGGCGGACUCGGUGGUGAACCCCAGGAAUCAGUCGUCGGCUGUCGAGACGGCUCUGGCCGGCAUUAAGGAACUCUGCUCUGUGUGAAGCAAUCCUGAGUCAGAAUUUGACCUUUGCUGCCCAAGUUCCACCCCUGCCAUGUUAUCUACUGCAUCACCCUACUGACUAGGUUCUGAUGGCCUCGCUCCGUGUUGUCUUUGGAUAUUGACAUGUGCACUUGGGACGUUAUGAUAUUACUGGCUCGUAUGUGAUCAGCCAGCUGGCUCCCGAUUGAGGAAUGGCUCCCCAGUUCCGCAGCUAUGUCUGGGAUCCUGUUCUCAUCCUCUCCCAAAUCGUGCUUAUGCAAGUGGUUUACUACAGCUCUCUAGGGCUUUGGUUGGCUCUGGUGGACAGCCUGCUACGGAGCAGCCCAUCCCUUGACCAGAUUUUCAGUUAUGAGAUCUUGGGAUUCUCCACACCCCCUGGGAGAGUUUCUAUGAUGGCAUUUGUUCUAAAUGCACUCACCUGUGCUGUGGGUUUACUGUAUUUUGUCCGGCGCGGAAAGCAGUGCUUGGAUUUCACGGUCACCAUUCACUUUUUCCACCUGCUGAGCUGCUGGAUUUACAACAGACGCUUUCCCUCUUCUUUGACCUGGUGGCUCAUACAUACUGUGUGCACAGCGCUCAUGGCUGUGAUUGGAGAAUACCUCUGCAUGAGGACUGAACUGAAAGAAAUCCCAUUAAAUUCAGCCCCCAAAUCCAAUGUAUAGAUGUCCUGUCUCAUCCAGUCGGCUUCUGCAAUUUGGUGCUCAUGAGUGGUACGAGGGGUUGCAGCUAAAGCGGUUCAGUGGGGCCGUCCUAACUUCUUUAAAGAUAGCAGCGGCUGCAAGACUGAAGUUUGUGAUCCUCCUGCCCCCGAACAAGAUGGACAAAGUAGAUGUUUCAUUUUGAUGUGACCCACCUUAUCACCCUUACAACAGGACCUUCUCAUUUGGCGCAGAUCUAAUUCAGUUCUGAAAACAACACAUAAAAGUAAAAACAGAAGUUGGAUGUCUUUUGGUGACGUGGACCGGGUUGUGGCAAUCAGAGCUUUCCUUUCUCUACAAUAGCGGCGUAGCCUUCCAAAGAUUUCCAUAGCCAUUGAGCAGUAUAGACAUAUCUGAUUCUCCGAAACACCUGACACCUGCUUGACUUCAGCUGUCCCUUUUUUAUUUGAAAAUUGAGAGGAUAAAAUAAUGCCCCUUUCCUUCAAAGCCAGCAAGCUGUGAUCCCAGACCACUGGAUUUCUUUUGCAAGUGGAGCAUAAGUAAAGAAGAACAUGACUGUUUUUAUUUGAAUUGAAUAAAUUAAAAAUAGUAACAAUAGAAACUUAUUUUGCCGUCAGAGUAUUGUAGCUCAUUGAAUAGACAUGGUCCUGUUGUUGCUUUAUACAUCAGCAGGGAGAAAACAAAAGUGGCCAGAAAGGCACACCUGAUAAAAAGUUGCAUUUUCCCCAGCCUACCAGUACCCAAGAAGUGAACAGCAUGAGACAGUUAGCCGCAAGGCUGAAUUUGGCGGGGUAGCCGUCACUCAUUGCAAGAACUGAAUUCUAAGCUAGACAUACUUCAUGAGCCUGUGCAACAUACAUCACAAACACAUGCAUUGCCAUAAAGAUGCAAAUAUUUUCUCCAAUUGUCAAAUUCUGUUCUUCAUAACCAAGGGCCCUUGUUCUGCAUUGCAGGGACUGCUAACCGGUUUCUUUACGGCACCACCAUUGGGAGAAUCUUACUUUGUAUACAACAUCCUCUGGACAGAGGUUUCAGCAGCUACAUGACAGCCCAUGUUCCGCACAGCCAAGGGAGCAUUAGUCAGUAACAGGCCCAGAUGUCAGUGGAUCUGUCUGGCUUUUUAACCAUGAACAUUGCUUCAUCUGAGUCACGUCACUGAGAUUUGUAUGUAAAUAUCUGUGAACGCUAUUAGUUUGUAUAAGUUAUAUUGGUAAAUUAAUAUGCAGUUUGUAAUUACUGGAGGGGUAAUUUUGCAAACAGGAAUUUGAUAAAUCGUCCCAAAAUGUUUUAAGGGGUUUCUGUACAUACUCUGUAGCUGGCAAUCCUUCACACAUAGUUCUUGUCCUUGAUUAAAUAUUUGCUCUGCCUUGCACUGGGAAGGAG
Molecule: messenger RNA, 2326 nt
Organism: Sphaerodactylus townsendi
Lineage: Eukaryota; Metazoa; Chordata; Lepidosauria; Squamata; Sphaerodactylidae
Gene: SYS1
Product: SYS1 golgi trafficking protein
Exons: 5
Coding region: 476-946 (156 amino acids)
Biological process (GO): protein localization to Golgi apparatus; Golgi to plasma membrane protein transport; Golgi to endosome transport
Cellular component (GO): trans-Golgi network; Golgi membrane
Source: RefSeq, a predicted model, not a curated record